AUGGACAGAUACGAUUAUCUCUUCAAGCUCCUGCUCAUAGGAGACUCCGGCGUUGGAAAGUCCUGUUUGCUUCUUCGAUUUGCCGAUGACACCUAUACAGAAAGCUACAUCUCCACCAUCGGUGUGGAUUUCGUGCGUGUCCUUGUGACAGUUGUUCUAGCGAGUAAAUCGAACUCUGACACUUCUCAAAAGAAAAUCCGUACUAUUGAACUUGACGGCAAAACAGUGAAGCUCCAGAUUUGGGACACCGCAGGCCAAGAACGCUUCCGAACCAUCACCUCAUCUUACUACCGUGGGGCUCAUGGAAUUUGCGUUGUAUACGAUGUCACCGAUAUGGACUCUUUCAACAACGUCAAGCAGUGGCUCCAGGAGAUCGAUCGUUAUGCAACAGAGGGUGUCAACAAACUGCUCGUGGGCAACAAGAGCGAUAUGGAGGACAAGAAAGUUGUGGAAUACACUGUUGCAAAGGAGUUCGCCGAUAGCCUUGGAAUCCCGUUUUUGGAGACAUCCGCAAAAAACGCGUCGAAUGUCGAACAGGCUUUUUUGACCAUGGCCAGACAGAUCAAGGAGCGUAUGGGCACUGCGACCGUGAACAACAAGCCGACAGUGCAAGUCGGCCAGGGCCAGGGUGUCCAAUCGGGAUCCGCUGGGGGCUGCUGUUAG
Molecule: messenger RNA, 663 nt
Organism: Aspergillus mulundensis
Lineage: Eukaryota; Fungi; Ascomycota; Eurotiomycetes; Eurotiales; Aspergillaceae
Product: Rab family GTPase YPT1
Exons: 4
Coding region: 1-663 (220 amino acids)
Molecular function (GO): GTP binding; GTPase activity
Source: RefSeq, a predicted model, not a curated record